GUCAAAUUCGGUCAUCUUAGCUAGCUGACUUUAUUAUUUCAUGUGGAUUGCGUUCUGAUGCGUGAGGAACGUGCGCGUGCCAUACUUCUGUGGAGAAACCGAGCCUGUGAGAUGCGGUUUUAAAAUGAGUGCAGACCUGCGGAAGCCUCCUCUUGCUCCUAGGCCUCAUGUCGAGGCUUUGUUCCUUCCUCAGGGACAGCUGACGAAAAUCCUACCCAGAAAGCGUUGCCCUGAGCGGGCAGAGAAACCAGUGAUCUCCACUAAACCCAUUAUGCUUCACUCUCAACCUGCCAGCGCUUCACCUCGCCGUCUCACCAAACACUCCACCCGACAACCAAGUAAACAACCACAGCACCGGGAGCACAACCAGGAGGAAGGCUUGACACGCCGCGAGGACUCGGAAAAGGGGGAGGGGCUAGAAUUGUGGGGGGGCACAGAACCAAGGGAGUAUUCAGACGGCUGGGAUGGUUCGGAGCAAGAGGAGAUGUUUGGGUAUGGGGAGGAGCUUGUGCAGGAGAACGAACUGGAGAAUGAUGGGUACCAGUUUCACCUGUCGGAGGGGUUGGAGUUAUCCGCGCCUCAAGGUGGAGGGACGGAGGAGCAGAUGGGAGAGGAGGACGCGGAAGAGGAGAGAGAAAAAAGACACCCGUGGGGAGUCGCUAAAUGUGUAAACGCGCCUUUGGAUAAAGUUUUCGAGUUUCGAUUUAAAGUCAGGCAGCGGGCCACUGACAACUCAGACGUCCUGGUCAAAGUGUGUCCUAAGGAAAUCUACCACACGGACAGAGUUCUCACAGACGGAGGGUCGGGAGAGAGGGAUUUCAGAGGCGGAAUGCUCAGAGAGAGCGCUUUCGCAAAGGAGCUGUUUGCGGACAGGAAAAACUCAAACGUGGUAUUUACAAAUGUGUUCUGCACGAAUGGAAUUUCCGCGUGUGGAACCGGCUCUGACCCAGUCUGUUCCUGUGGGGAACACGCAGACGAGAUGUACCCAGAUGUGUGUGACGCGGGCGAGGCCCUGGCUGACACGGACGGACUCUCAGAGUGUUACCUUUAUGAGCAGACGGAAAUUUCUAGAACAUCAGAGGAAGAAGAGGAGGAGGAGGAGGAGGGAGGGGAGGAUGUUUAUCAUGGCGACGUGACGAUGUCGUCCGGGGAAGAGGGAUCAGACGCCACAGAUGAGUCUGCUGCUCUUCAGGGAUCUUCAUCCUCUGACGAGGAAGACGCCGGAGGGCUAGAGGAAAGAGAGGAAGAGAAAGAUGAAGAUGAAGAAACAGCGGAGAGUUCUCUCUCGGACGAUACCUCUGCAGCGGGACGCCGUGACUGCAGUGCCGUCUCUGAAGGAACCUCCCAGAAUUCCACGUGCUCAGAGGUUCUAGAAUGUUCCUCUCCAGACAGAGAACCUGGAAUUCGCCGCAGACGCUCCGGUUCGGCUCCCCCUUCCUCUGUAUCUCAGCCAAUGUCUGUGAAUGAGACAGCGUCAGAGACUUCCUCAGAUGACGGUUUGGGAAGAGGCACCAGACCCGACUGGUGGAACACGCCAGGUGACCACGAGACCGAACAAGCCUGUCUGUCUGAGUCAGGGCCCGAUGAACCCGAACCGAACCUAACCUCUGAUCCUUCUUCAACCCCUGAGCAGUCCGUCGUUACCCCAGACAGCCAACAUGGAGACAAGGGUCAGAGAUCACCACGGAUGGGGAUCCCGGAGGCUGGUAGGCCAGAGGUGGUCACAGUGGAACGCUGCGGUGUCCAGCAGACUGGUUUCUCCAUGGCAACGGUCUCGUCAGAAGAGCGAGGGACCGACGAGGAGGUGUCGACGAAAAAAAGCCGAGAAGAUGAAGAUUUCCUGCAGAGGAGGAAAUGCCACAUGAGCCGCUCUGUCUCCAGUGAAAUGUCGGCCAACGUGCAGGGGCUGUACAGUGGGCCAGACUUGCCGUUAUCUAUCGGACGGGCUUCCUCCAGGGCUCGCUGCUUCCUGUUACACCCUCGCUCCUACUCCACAGAGCACUGUUUCCCCAGAGAUGACACGCCCACUCUGAUUGGUCUGUCGAGAUGCCUAUCACACGACAGCUCCCACCCCUCCGCAGAUCUGGAUGAGCCCACCACGGUGGAGAUCCCGCCCCCUUUCGAGCUGUCUUCCAUCACAAAGCGACCAAUCAGAAAGAGCUCCCCAGCCUUGCCAAACGAGCUGAUUGGCUCCUGCAGGAAGGUCGAUUUGGGCUUCAAACGUUACUUUCUGCCGCUGCGCUUCCGGAAAAAGAGCGGUAGGAGAAGCGUGACGGAGGACCGCCUGGUCUCCUCCAGGUCCUCCUCCGAAUCCAGUCCUCAAGGGUCCUAUCAGAGGCUGGAUCUGGACAGGCACAGCACGGACAGCCCCGAGGUUGUGAGGACCCAAAACAGCAAACCACCACAAUGCCACGCUUCCUUUCUCCUCUACAAGUAUGGAAAGAGCGGAGGCGUUUCCGUGGUUACGGACACGCCCCUUGCCGACCGGCCCUUGGUAGAGGUGGGACUGGACAAUCAGAUUUCUUCAUUUAGGCCCCUACUGAUUUCCAAGCCUCGUUCCCUGUCCGUUCCCAAUGCCGAUUGCUCGGAAUACGAGAACGUCCUCGUCAGCAGUCCGCACUAUGAGAACGUGCAGCCGCAGGCCGGGAGUGCCGGCGGUCCGAGCCUACGGAAUGUGAGCUCGGCCAACGACACGGAUGGGUAUGUGGAUAUGUGCAGCAUUCCCGGCUUCCAGAGAAAAAACCAAACAUCUGAGCAAGAAACAGAAAGUGCUUACACUAUCUGCUCUCCAGCCAUCAGACCUGAUGGGACUGUGGGCGUGUCAGUGGGCGUGGUUAACACGAACAAGGAGGAGGGAAGGACACCAAAGACACGGAGGCAGACUCUAGGCUGUUCCAGAGCUUUCUACAGUGCCAAAGAACUGUGUGACAGUGAGAGAGAACAUGUGAAAAUACUUACACUUCUACAGCAGGCUGUUAGUGAGGAUGAGGGGAUGAUGACGCUUUUCCCUGAAUUACCUGAGAUUUACUCUCUACAUCAGGAUGUACACACACAACUAGAGAAACGCAUGGCAGAGUGGGAUCAGAAUGAGAGAAUCUCUGAUAUCAUCCUGGAAAAGAGGGCGGGGUUUGCCACUUUCUCCACCUACAUCAGUCACUACGACAACCGGAUCAGCCAACUGGAGCAAAGACAAGGAGAGGAAUCCUCAUUUAACAGCACGCUGAGGAGUGCUGACACUCUGGGCCAGUGGCUGUUGCAGGUUAUAGUGCGAGUGAUAAAGUAUCAUGUGCUGCUGACAGACUACUUGAAUAAUCUGUCUCCAGACUCCAGUGAAUACCAGAGCACUCAAGUUGUGGUGCAGCUGCUCUCAGAUAUAGUUGAUCAGGCAAAUGACAAACUCAAAGAUGGGGAGAAUCUCCUGCGUCUUGUCCACAUUGAGCACAGUGUUUUGGGGCAGAAGGAUCUGCUGCAUCCUGGAAGGGUGUUUGUGAAAGAGGGCACCUUGAUGAAGGUGAGCAAGAAGUGUAGACAACCUCGUCAUCUCUUUCUGAUGAAUGACGUGAUGUUGUACACUUACCCUCAACAAGACGGCAAGUACAGACUCAUCAACACACUGACACUGACAGGGAUGGAGGUUACUAAACCAGUGGUGGAGAAUGUUCAGAAUGCUCUCAGGAUUGAAGUGAAAGAGCUCACCAUCACUCUGUCCGCAAGCUCUUGUAUUGAGAGAGAUGACUGGUACCUCUCUAUAAACCGGACCCUGGCUGACCACGCCUCAGUACCGGGGGCUCUGAUUGGCUGCAGUGAGGUGUGGGGUGUGGACUCAUUAUGCCUCGGCGAGAAUGCCCCGCCACUUCUGCCAGUUUCCCAGGUGACGGUUUGCAUGAGCUGCUCCGCCCACUUCAGCCUCACGCACAGACGGCAUCACUGCCACGCCUGUGGCAAGGUUGUGUGUAGAAACUGUUGCAAAAACAAAUUUGCUCUGAAAUACAUGAAGAACAGGAAAGCCAAAGUGUGUGACCACUGUUUCAGCCAGCUGUGUAAACAAGAAGGAGAUAUCAUCGAGAUAACUGAGAGCCCCAGUCGGCCCCUCUCUGCCGUAUUCCAGAACAUUCACCCAACCAAUCUCUGGCGGAGUCGCAGAGGCCACGCCUCCUUCUGUCAGGAGAUGAGUUCGGAGGGUGUGAUGAGUGGGACGCUCCAGCGUAGCAAGAACAGAAAGAGGAGCUGGAGACGUCUGUGGUUCCUUCUCAAAGACAAAGUGCUUUAUACCUACCAUCAACCAGAGGAGAAGGUGGCAAGUGAGUGUCUUCCUUUGCUAGGUUUCUCUGUGACGUCUGACAGUGGGACAGACAGCAGCGUGUUUCAGCUCUACCAUAAAACGACUUUAUACUACACAUUCAAAGCUCAGGACACACACACCGCACAAAGGUGGGUGAGUGCAAUGGAGGAAGCCACAGUCUUAUAGCGUUGCCAUGUCUGGAAGGUCGCGUUUGCACAUCACUGAACUCCAGAAAUCCAGCAGAAUCAAAAAAUGUGUAGGUUGUUUUUUCUUUUUCAAAGACUGUUUGCAGAAGCCUGUCUGGAUCCCAGAGACCUGUCUGUAAAAGAUGCUUUAUCAGUCAAAAAUAUAUCCACAUAAUUUAUACACAAAUAUUGGUAUUUAUACGUGCAUGUCUGCAUUUUUUCCCUCUGUGUGCCUCUGGGUGCCCGACUUUCUGUUAUCUUUCUGUUUUUCUGUGGUAAGAUGUAUAUGGUGGCAAACUAAUAUAUGUAACUGAAUCAGUUUAUACA
Molecule: messenger RNA, 4794 nt
Organism: Chanos chanos (milkfish)
Lineage: Eukaryota; Metazoa; Chordata; Actinopteri; Gonorynchiformes; Chanidae
Gene: fgd5b
Product: FYVE, RhoGEF and PH domain containing 5b
Exons: 20
Coding region: 125-4468 (1447 amino acids)
Cellular component (GO): cytoplasm
Molecular function (GO): metal ion binding; guanyl-nucleotide exchange factor activity
Source: RefSeq, a predicted model, not a curated record